Knipowitschia caucasica is the source of this 801-nucleotide messenger RNA. Lineage: Eukaryota; Metazoa; Chordata; Actinopteri; Gobiiformes; Gobiidae. The record is from the annotation of a GenBank genome assembly.
AUGGAGAGGGUCAGUAUGGAGAGGGUCAGUAUGGAGAGGGUCAGUAUGGAGAGGGUCAGUGUGGAGAGGGUCAGUGUGGAGAGGGUCAGUAUGGAGAGGGUCAGUAUGGAGAGGGUCAGUAUGGAGAGGGGUCAGUAUGGAGAGGGUCAGUAUGGAGAGGGUCAGUAUGGAGAGGGUCAGUAUGAGAGGGUCAGUGUGGAGAGGGUCAGUGUGGAGAGGGUCAGUGUGGAGAGGGUCAGUGUGGAGAGGGUCCGUAUGGAGAGGGUCAGUAUGGAGAAGUGUGGAGAGGGUCAGUAUGGAGAGGGUCAGUAUGGAGAGGGUCAGUAUGGAGAGGGUCAGUAUGGAGAGGGUCAGUGUGGAGAGGGUCAGUGUGGAGAGGGUCAGUAUGGAGAAGGUCAGUAUGGAGAGGGUCAGUAUGGAGAAGGUCAGUAUGGAGAGGGUCAGUAUGAGAGGGUCAGUGUGGAGAGGGUCAGUGUGGAGAGGGUCAGUAUGGAGAGGGUCAGUAUGGAGAGGGUCAGUAUGGAGAGGGUCAGUAUGGAGAGGGUCAGUAUGGAGAGGGUCCGUAUGGAGAGGGUCAGUGUGGAGAGGGUCAGUAUGGAGAGGGUCAGUAUGGAGAGGGUCAGUAUGGAGAGGGUCAGUAUGGAGAGGGUCAGUAUGGAGAGGGUCAGUGUGGAGAGGGUCAGUAUUGAGAGGGUCAGUAUGGAGAGGGUCCGUAUGGAGAGGGUCAGUAUGGAGAGGGUCAGUAUGGAGAGACCGAGGACGUCUGUCUGCAGUGUAGCUCUGCUUUGGUUUCAGCUCUGA